This is a messenger RNA of Paramuricea clavata, 928 nucleotides long. The record is from the annotation of a GenBank genome assembly. NCBI's taxonomy places the organism in Eukaryota, Metazoa, Cnidaria, Anthozoa, Malacalcyonacea, Plexauridae.
GUUAUACAAAAGGCAAAUGAAAGGCAGAUUGAAAGGUUGAGAAUUCAACAAUUUUAUAGUUCUUACUUUGUUCAAACCGAUUGAUAUUUUUAAGUAUUAAUUUUUUAAACUCGUUGAGAGUAUACUAUGGAUUUAUAGACGGAAUUGGAAUUUCAUUUGACAUGCAGCUAGAAUUGUUGUUGUUGACAUAAUUUUGAAACAUGCCGUCCUCCUCGGGUAGAUCAAGUCGCUACCAACGUGUAAGCUACCGUGAAUAUAACGAUGAUGGUCCUAGUACAUCACAGUUCUCAGUAAAUGCAGAUCUGAACGAUUUCUCGGAUUAUAAUUAUGAUGAUCAUGAGAUUGAAUUCGAACAUAUCAACCCCGACGAAGCUGAUGAUGACCUCUUCACAGACGUAAAUAUAACAUAUGAUGACUUUGAUACAAUUGACUGGACAAGGGAUAGGCAGCAAGAUCGCGUUCGAAUUCGCAAAAUGAAAAAAUUGAAAAAGGGGACAUUUUUGGAACGGAUAUUGGAGGCUCACGACGCUUGGUCAGGGUGGUUGGUUGUGUUAUUGGUUGGCCUCAGUUGUGGAUUGUUUGCAGGAAUUAUUGAUAUAGGAGCGGACUGGAUGUUCGACUUAAAGGAGGGAGUGUGUGUAAGUCAGGUAUUGCUUAAUAAAGAGUCAUGUUGCUGGGCUGAUAAUUCAUCAUUUACAACUCAUGAUGGUUGUUCGCAGUGGAAAACAUGGUCGGAAGUGUUUGAGGCGAGCAGUAGCUCGGCUUCUUAUGCAUCCAAUUACUUUAUGUUCACUUUGUCUGGGUUACUUUUUGCAUUACUUUGUGUUACUCUGGUUCACACAUUUGCACCGUAUGCCUGUGGCAGUGGAAUUCCUGAGGUAUGUCAUUUUACUGUAAGAUCAAUAAGAUAAGCCAGAUUUAAAUUAUA